This is a messenger RNA of Nannochloropsis gaditana CCMP526, 3770 nucleotides long. RefSeq lists its product as uncharacterized. The transcript has 2 exons. The coding region runs from base 1471 to 2103 and encodes 210 amino acids. The record is from RefSeq and is a predicted model, not a curated record.
ACAGAAAUGGGCGCCGGAACCCAGCCCCAUAAAUUGUAGCACCCUCCAGCUUGUUCAAGCCCGUCCUUGCGAAUGUGACUCGCAUUUCAGGAAGCAGUACUUUUCAAAGGCUCCUAUUAAGCAGGAGGAUCAUUUUACUCUCGGUCAGUGUUUAUGGGAGUUGCCGCUUCGUGAGAUGGGUCAGUCAGCGCUAUUCGUUGUGAGUCGCGAUGAACAUCAGGACGCAUGCCAUCGCCUUUUGCCCCACCUACAAGUCGGAGCUUGACCUUCAUAGGCCUCGCCUCAUUAAGUGCACCUCACGACAAGGGGCAAUUGUCAGAGGCGUCAACGGCCAGAAUUUCAAGCUUUGGAAAUUGAGUGUGUUAUUAAAUCUCAUGAGUGUCGAAUACAUUUUAACAUGUCAGUGCUUUCGCUCUAAAUAGCCCUGAUCAAUAGGGCAUGUCCACAGGACAUUGCACGAGUUUUUUGUCAAAAAGCCCCCAAGUUUAGAUGUGGCUCAUACGAGUCUUCUGCAAAAGCUAAGCUUUUCAAGGCGUUUUUAAAAGGAUGUGUAAGCAUUAGACGAGGUUGAUCGAAAAGGCUAAUACAUCGCGCGAAAAAAAUAUUUGUAUCGUAAAUAGCUUGAAGACACGUAUCAAAUGAUGAUAAUAUCGCGUACAAUGUACAAGCAUUGGCCAUGUACGGAAUGCAUCGAUUUAUUCAUUACAGUUGACUAGCAUUGCUUUUCUACGCACCUCAAAUUACAAGCAGGUAAGUGAAGGUUCUCUUUCCCUUCAUUUACCCUUUUCCCUCGGUCCUCUCGGCCCACUGCUUGCUCAAAGCCAGCAUUUUUAACUUUCCAACCAUCGUGUCCGACACGGCCCGCAUCCGUGAGGCAAGCACGCGCAUGACUCCCUCCUUAGCUCUCAAGGUGAUGGCGUUAGGCUGCACUCCGUCCCUUUCCAUCAUCUCAAGAACCUCUACCAGCAGUCGUUGGCCUCCGCCCCCCUUGCUCCCUUUCCUGUCCGCUUUACCCAUCUCUUUCUCUAGGCAGGCGUAAAUCAAGCCGUUGUACACGCGCACGUCCGGCACCCACUUUUUUCCCCGCAUAUUUUGCACCCAUUGCAAUGCCGUCUCUACCUCCCCCGCCACACAGGCGGCCCGGAUAACUUGCGCGUAGGUGCUUCGGGUCGGCCGCACGCCCAAGGAAGGACAUAGCGUCAUCUCCUUCCACGCCGCCAGGACCCCGUCCAGGUCCCCCUUGCGGGCCAAGGCGGCCAUCCAGGCGCUCCAGACCGCACCCGCCCAUUUUCCGUGCGACUGUUGGGGCGCUGCCGGCAUCGGUGCCCCCGGAUUGCGACGAGCUUUGAAAGCUUCAAAAAUCUCCCGCGCCGCCACCAGGCGGGAGGUUGGCUUCUCCGGUGCCGAGGGCUGCUGGGAAGACGAAGGGGCAGACGUGUAGUGCUGUAUAAAUGCCACGAAGAGCGAGUCAUGGACGUAGGUCUGUCGAGCCAGCGCGUUCUUGAGGAGCAGCUCCGCCUUCUCCACUUGCCCACACCGCAGAAGCGACAAGACCAAGACACUGAAAGUCCUUUCAUUGGCUGGUACUCGCAAAGCUUCCAUUUUCUCCUUCGCUUCGGUCACCCCGGCCAAGUUCCCCCGUACAGCAUGCGCCUUCAUGUACGAAUGGAUGACGUAAUGGUCAAUGGCGAACCCUGCGGCGUUCCGGGCCGCGUGGAUUGUUUCCAAGGCCUCAACGUCACCGAGCUCUCCCGCGAAAUCCAUCAAUAUGUUGUACGUGAUGGAGUCCGGGCCGCCAAAGAGAUGAGAGGUGCCGAAAGAGCGGCGCGCGGCGCCUGGGGCUCUGGAAUGUGGCGAGGAAGACGAAGGAGACGGAGCCGUUGCUGUAGGAGUAAUGGCAGCCAAGGUCUGCAAAUAGGAAGGGAGGUGUACAGCGGCCUCCAAGACAGCCCGCGGGGUGGUGGCUUGCGUCCACAGGGGCGAACCGCCGUUGGGAGGGAAAACAAGGAGGGGGAGGGGGGCCAUGUCCCCCCCCUCUCCCUCCAUGUCCAGACCUACCACGUAAUCGCGGUAGGCCUUGAUCAGUCCGUUGAAAGCCACUAGGCUGGGAAUGACCCGCGGACGGGGCACUCGGCCCAUAGCCUCUUUUCCUCUUUCCGACCGCUCUCUCCCCUUCCCUCCCUCCGCCGGACUCACACCUUCCCUCGGCGCAAAAAAGCUUCGCACAAAGACUUGGAUCGCGUCCCGGGGCCGCUCCAGGCUCAACAUGGCUUCCAUGACCGUGCAAAUGGUCACGUCGUUCUGCUUGAGGCCAUGCGCACCGAGCAACGCCGUGGCCAGGUCCAGGGCUUCCUCCCACGACACCCCGUGGGCGAUGAUCUCCUCUUGCACAAGGGGAUGAAUCGUCUGGUGCGUGACCGGUACGGCAUUCUCCUUCAUUUUUUCGAUCAGGGAUCGGGCGCCCCCCAGGUUUUGGGCCUUACAGUGGAGGUCCACGAGCGUGUUGUAGGUCACUGUGUCGGCUUUGAACCCUCGACGUUCGAGGGCAUGCAAGGCCGCCCGGGCGCCCUCGACGUGCCCCAGCCCUCGGUACGCCUUGAUCAUGAUGUUGAAACUUUUCAAGUCCAACGUCCGCCCGGCCUCGCCCCCGGCCUCGUCGGCCUCGGCUUCGAAUUCCCGAUAAAGGGCGAGCGCCCGGGACGGUUGGCCGCACCGGAUGCACGCAUCCGCCAACACGUUACAGGAAUACGUGCUCAGGGGCAAUGCCUGGGCGCGCAUGGUCUUGACCGUCUCGAAAGCGUCCAUCAAAUUCCCUUUUAGGCCGUGUCCUUUGAUCAGGGUGGUGUACGUCCGGGUAUCGGGGGCCAUGCCCCGGUGCACCAUGGCUUGCAUCAACCCCGCGGCUGCCUUCAUGUCCCCACCUUCCACACAAAUGUUGAUCAACUCGUUAAAGGUCAACACGUCCGGCUCCACGCCCCCUUGCCGCAUUUCGUUCAGGACCGCGAGGGCCUGGCGUUGGGCCGCCGGAGUGCCCCUGCCAAAAAAGCGCUUCAACAAAAUGUUGUACGUGACCACAGUAGGUCGUAGCCCGUGUUCCUCUGUCAUUUUCUGCCACACGGCCAGCGUUUCCGCCUCGCCCCGACGACAGGCAAUUGCCGCGUUCAACAGGGCGUGGAACGUGUAGAUGUUCGGGCGCAGCCCUUCCGUUUCCACUUUUUGAGCCAGGGCAAGGACCUGGUCGAAAUUGCGUUGUUUGCUCCAGAAAUUAAUCUCAUUGUUGAUCUCCCACAGUCCACCCCCACCAUGCAGGUUGCGGUGCUGUGUCGAGGGCGGGGGACGACGACCUGGGAGACGCUUGGGAGGGUGGGCACGAGCGGGAGGGAUAGGGCUCGAGCUGCCAUGCCCGGUCACCAUCUCCAUUGUCACCUUUUUAGCUGGCUGUGUCGUAAAACAUCUGGCAUGCCCCCUACUGCAGGAAUGAAAAGAAGGCGAAUGGAAUGCCACACCGUCAAGGAACCAGCUGGAGGUGAGCAAGGCCAGUAGUCCGCUUAUCCGUGCAUCUCUGCCUAGAUUGAAUAUUCCUCGUAAAUUCGACCGCGGGCUCCGCUUUGCCUCGUUUGACCUCAUGUUGACCAUGCAGACUAAUAGGGCACGGCCCUCCGGGCCAACCUGAGCCUCUUAUGAGACGCUGCUAGCGCGAGCAAAGCCAGCUUUUACAGCACGUGAUGUCUCUCACCGAACAGUGGGCAAUGGCAACAAACUUUCCCCUG